AUCCAAUUUUAUGUACUAAAUCAGAGAGACUAUGAGCAAUCCGGCAACCUCAGAUCUAUUAGACAAGCAACGCCAAUUGAGUUGUGGAGAGUUCUCACGACUAGAGAAAAGAAUGGGAGGGAGGAUAAUGACGUUUCACUCCAAGUCUAUGCCUAGAGGUUCCAUGUUUCUUGACAAGGAAGCUUCUAGAAACUCCCAUGACAAGAGGUUUGACCUAUUCAGGACCAUGUCAGGGAAGUUGGAACGUCAGAUCUCGAAUUUACGUGGAAAACCUAUUGAGAGAUCAUUGCAGGAGGAUAAAGAGAUCACUGAAACUCUAACCGCUGAUAGAUUCUUUGACGCUCUUCAAGGCCCUGAACUUGAAACUCUCAAGGAGAAGGAGAAGAUAGUUCUCCCUGAGGACAAAACAUGGCCGUUUCUUCUUAGGUUUCCAAUCACAUCAUAUGGGAUGUGUCUUGGAGUAAGCAGCCAAGCCAUCAUGUGGAAGACCUUAGCAACCACAGACGCUGAAAAAUUCUUGCAUGUCACGCAAGUAGUCAACCACGUCCUCUGGUGGAUCUCUCUCAUCCUCCUCCUCGCAGUCUCCAUCACUUACCUCUUUAAAACCAUCUUCUUCUUCGAGGCGGUGCGUCGAGAGUUCAAACAUCCCAUACGAGUCAACUUCUUCUUCGCUCCACUAAUAUCAAUCCUCUUCUUGGCACUUGGGAUCCCACAUUCCAUCACCUCGAGCCUUCCCUCUACACUUUGGUACUUCUUUAUGGCUCCAAUCUUGUUUCUUGAGAUGAAGAUUUACGGACAGUGGAUGUCUGGUGGACAAAGACGCCUCUCCAAAGUUGCUAACCCUACAAAUCAUCUUUCUAUUGUUGGUAACUUUGUUGGAGCACUUCUUGGAGCAUCAAUGGGGUUGAAAGAAGGACCAAUGUUCUUUUUCUCCAUAGGGUUGGCUUAUUAUUUGGUCUUGUUUGUGACUUUGUAUCAGAGACUUCCCACGAACGAAACUUUACCUAAAGAGCUUCACCCUGUUUUCUUCCUCUUUGUGGCUGCACCGGCUGUAGCUUCCAUGGCUUGGACCAGGAUCUCUGCAUCUUUUGAUCUUGGUUCGCGUCUAGCUUACUUCAUCUCCUUGUUCUUGUACUUCUCUCUGGUUGUUCGGAUUAACUUUUUUCGUGGAUUCAAAUUCUCGCUAGCUUGGUGGGCUUACACGUUUCCAAUGACGGCAGUGGCAACCGCGACGAUAAAAUACUCAGGCGAAGUCACCGGAGUAGCAACUCAGAUACUGUCGGUAUUGAUGUCAGGAGCAGCAUCGCUGACGGUGAUGGGUGUCCUGGUAAUGACGGUGGUGCACGCUUUUGUCAAAUGUGAUCUCUUCCCUAACGACGUCGCCAUUGCAAUAAGUACAGAGCAACCGAAGCAGAAGAAAUGGUUCAAACAGGUCAAGGUUUUGGACCCGGAAGAUAAUCAAAUAGAUGUAGAAGCCCCUCCUUUAUUAAAUGGAUAGUGUCACACGGUUUAGUUAGACCAAUGAUUCAGCUUAGAGGUGUGAAAUAAAGUAUAAGCAAUUUAUAAUAAAACAUACAAGAAAAAAAUAAGGAUCUAGGCACUGACAAUGAUACAGGGUUGCUGCUUUGUCAGACUUAAGCUGGGGAGUUUCACUGGCACCACAAGUACCAUCUUUCCAGGCCCGGCCUUGAACAACUAAAUGAAAUCAAAGGCUGGAAACCCAACGAAAAAAGGCUGCCAACUGGUUUACCUAUGAGAGAAACAACCAACAACCGUUUCUUUAACCAUCUCAGCUAAUGAUAUUUUUUU
Molecule: messenger RNA, 1809 nt
Organism: Eruca vesicaria subsp. sativa (arugula)
Lineage: Eukaryota; Viridiplantae; Streptophyta; Magnoliopsida; Brassicales; Brassicaceae
Source: the annotation of a GenBank genome assembly